AAGCAACAAAGAGAUGAGUAGAGGAGGAGAAGUUUCUAAUCUCAUUAUCCCUACCUAACCUAAUCCACCAGGAACAACACCUCCAAGUCAUCCAUACCCUCUCAUACAUGUUGUACUCCUCAUACUCAUAAGAUACAUACACAUAUGCACCGUAAUACAAGCUGAUCCAUACCGAUAAGGAAAAAAAGAUGGCAGACAUGCAGGAUACGAUGUUGCUGGGUUUAGAGGGAAUCAAGAAAACUAUUCUACAUGGAGGGACUGGAGACAUCCCAAAACUCAGAACUGGGGCAAAGGUGACGUUCCACUUUCGCACCCAGUUGUGUGAUGAUGACCGUACAGUCAUAGAUGACAGCAAAGUGGUGGGGACCCCAAUGGAAGUAGUGAUUGGCAACAUGUUUAAACUGGACAUCUGGGAGACCCUGCUGUCCUCCAUGAGGAUCGGUGAGGUGGCUGAAUUCUGGUGUGACAUCAUUCACACUGGUGUUUAUCCACUUGUAGCCAAGAGUAUGAGGCGCAUUGCAGAGGGCAAAGACCCUGUCGACUGGCACAUCCAUACAUGUGGUAUGGCCAACAUGUUCGCCUACCACAGCCUUGGCUACGAUGACCUGGAUGAGCUGAUGAAAGAACCACAACCCCUCUACUUUGUUUUGGAGCUGAUCAAGGUGCAGCAGCCUAGUGAGUACAACAGGGAGACGUGGGCUAUGAGUGAUGAAGAGAGGCUGAAGGCCGUCCCCAUUCUACACGGCCAGGGGAACAAGUUCUACAAACAAGGACAGUUCCAAGAGGCUACGCAAAAAUACAAGGAGGCCAUCAUCUGCAUCAAGAAUGUUCAGACGAAGGAAAAAGCAUGGGAGGUCCCGUGGCUGAAGCUGGAGAAGAUGGCCAACACAUUAACACUCAACUACUGCCAGUGUCUACUGCGCAUGGAAGAGUACUACGAGGUCAUUGAGCACACCAGCGACAUUAUCAACCAGCACCCAGGUGCAGCAAAGGCCUUCUUCCUGCGAGGAAAGGCCCACAUGGAAGUGUGGAACGAGGCGGAGGCCCGACAAGACUUCAGCAGGGUGCUGGACCUUGACCCUGGCAUGAAGAAAGCCAUCAAGAAGGAACUGGCUUUGCUGAACAUGCGUAUGGAAGAGAAGAACCAGGAGGACAGGAAUAAAUACAAGGGCAUGUUUUGAGCAGGAGAGACGAGACGAAAAUCAGAGCAGUGACAAGCUCAAGAGGAGAAAAGUUGUCACAAAUCUCCAUGCUUAAUUUUUGACUCCCAUUAGGGUGAAAGUCCAAUAAAAUUUAAAGUUACAUAAACCUUUUGGCCUGUCUUUCUUUUUCCUCAAAUCCAUGUUUAAAACAAUCUAUAGAAAUUAAAUUGUGCAUUCACUGGUAUUUUAUAUUCCUAAAGAUGUACCUAAAUGCUAAAAUAAUGGAUGCAUUAAGUGAUCUAAUAAUGAUUACAGAGUUUCUCAAAGGUACAGUAAUGUUUAUUUUCUUUCUUCAAAAUCCA
Molecule: messenger RNA, 1504 nt
Organism: Larimichthys crocea (large yellow croaker)
Lineage: Eukaryota; Metazoa; Chordata; Actinopteri; Sciaenidae
Gene: aipl1
Product: aryl hydrocarbon receptor interacting protein-like 1
Exons: 6
Coding region: 189-1181 (330 amino acids)
Molecular function (GO): peptidyl-prolyl cis-trans isomerase activity; protein binding
Source: RefSeq, a predicted model, not a curated record